GUCCUUCCUCGUCGCGGGAGGAUCUACAGCCUUCCCCACACGCGGCCCCGAGCUCACAGUCUCCGCAGGAAGGGGCGGGCCCUGCCGGCUGGCUUUGCUGGGGCCCCGCGUUGCCAUAGGGACCCUGGCAGGGCUUGGGACGCCGGAACGCGCGCUGCGGUCGAUUGAGGCUGGAGGCUGCGGGCGGCGACUCCACCGCUCUCGGCCCAGGACUCCAGAUGCAGGAUCCGCCCGGCAGGAGAGCGCAGACAGGUGUCUCCCUGGGAAGCCCCAGGAUCCCGGCAUUACUUACGGCAAACUGAGCCCCUGAUGUCCCUAACCCUUUGCCAGCACACCCUGGCCCACAGAAGCAGCCACCAUGCCUAUCUCCAAGUGCCCGCCAAAGUCGGAGCCCCUGUGGAAAGCAUGGGACCGGAAGGCCCAGAAGAACGGACUGAGGCACCAGGUGUUCGCUGUCAAUGGCGAUCACUAUGUGGGCAAGUGGAAGGAUAACAUGAAACACGGGAAAGGAACACAGGUCUGGAGGAAGAACGGAGCCAUCUAUGAGGGGGACUGGAAAUUUGGGAAGAGAGAUGGCUAUGGCACCCUCAGCCUUUCUGACCAAGAGACCGGAAAUUACAGGAGAGUCUACUCAGGCUGGUGGAAAGGCGAUAAGAAAUGUGGCUAUGGGAUCCAGUUUUUCGGACCCAAGGAGUAUUACGAGGGUGACUGGUGUGGCAACCAGCGCAGCGGUUGGGGCCGCAUGUACUACAGCAACGGAGACAUCUACGAGGGCCAGUGGUGCAAGGACAAGCCGGAAGGGGAGGGCAUGUUACGCCUGAAGAACGGGAACCGCUACGAAGGCAACUGGCAGAGAGGCAUGAAGAAUGGGUGGGGGCGCUUCUUCCACCUGGACCAUGGUCAGCUGUUCGAAGGCCUCUGGGUCGACAACAUAGCCAAGUGUGGCACAAUGAUUGACUGUGGCCGUGAUGAGGCCCCCAAGCCCACCCAGUUCCCCAUUCCUGAGGUCAAAAUUCUAGAUCCUGACGACGUGUUGGCGGAAGCUUUGGCCACGUUCAAGAAGACACAGGAAGAAGGAGAUUGAUGCCAG
This is a messenger RNA of Globicephala melas (long-finned pilot whale), 1090 nucleotides long. RefSeq names its product MORN repeat containing 3 (gene MORN3). The record is from RefSeq and is a predicted model, not a curated record. NCBI's taxonomy places the organism in Eukaryota, Metazoa, Chordata, Mammalia, Artiodactyla, Delphinidae.